Molecule: messenger RNA, 1218 nt
Organism: Adineta steineri
Lineage: Eukaryota; Metazoa; Rotifera; Eurotatoria; Adinetida; Adinetidae
Source: the annotation of a GenBank genome assembly
AUGACGAUUGCUACUUAUAAUGUUUCAUGGAUUAUUUUAGGACCUCUGAUUCCAUCUGUUUUGGUGAGUAUAUUUAAUUUGUAUCAUGUAUUCAGCAGUCGAGCACUUCUUAAAGCGCUCAACAAUCAUGUUGUUGUUCUGCUUCUAUGUUUUGGACUAGUAUACGAACUUACACUUGAUAUAUUGUAUACAGUCAUUGAUCAAACCCUUGUUGCUCCAAUACAAACACCUGCAUUUUGUUAUGCAUGGGCAUUAUUAAAUUCAUCUAUACCCAUAAUUAUUUAUCUUUUAAUGGCCUGGGCAGCAAUUGAACGGCAUAUUCUAGUUUUUCAUGCAAAUUGGUUUGGCACUCAAAGAAAACGCAUUUUAUAUCAUUAUACACCAUUGGCUCUAUGCAUUAUAUGGCCUAUGGUUUUUUAUAUUACCACAUUAUUCAUUAUACCUUGUUCUUUUCCAUUAAAUUACAAAGUCAAUGACUGUGGUUUUUAUUCAUGCAUUACAAGAUUUGCUUGGCUUGCAUUAUUUGAUAGUAUUGGACAUUAUAUGGUGCCAAUAUUUCUUAUUGUAAUUUUUAGUGUCUCUCUUUUUGUACGCGUACUGUAUAACCGGUAUCGCGCACGUGGACAAAUUGAGUGGAAAAACUACCAAAAAAUGGCACUUCAAUUAUUACCAAUAUCAAUGCUUUAUAUUGUACUACAGUUUCCAUGGGUGCUUAUGUAUGCUCUUUAUUCAGCUGGUGUACCAAGCAGUGCAGGUGCCAGUUUUUAUCACGAUAUUCGAUCAUUCAGUAGUUGGGCUAUUCUCUUUACUCCAUUUGCAACUGUAAUGUCAUUGCCUGAAUUAGGAAAAAAAUGUCGACAACUUAUUUUCUUUUGGCGACCACAACGUGCUGUUCAUCCUCAAGCAUUCACAGUCAAUCGUCAAAACGGUAAUCAAACUGUCUUAGUACCAUUAAAAAGAAUGGCAUCAAAAACACCAGUAGCAACAAAACCAGCAGAAGUUAUUCAAACAACAACACAACCAACAGGUAUUAUUCAAACAACAACACAACCAACAGGUAUUAUUCAAACAACAACUGAACCAACAGGUAUUAUUCAAACAACAACUGAACCAACAGAAGCAACAACACCAGUAACAAAAAUACUGCCAACAAUGGCAUCAGUAACAACAACACUAAUGACAAAGCCAGAAACUGAAAUGACACCAAUUGAUAUAUAA